This is a messenger RNA of Macrosiphum euphorbiae (potato aphid), 1050 nucleotides long. The record is from the annotation of a GenBank genome assembly. NCBI's taxonomy places the organism in Eukaryota, Metazoa, Arthropoda, Insecta, Hemiptera, Aphididae.
AUGGAGCUUUUUGCAUCAUAUGAUACUAUUUAUCCUGCAGAUACUGUAGAAUGGUGUCCAAUACCAGAAUACAGCAAUGUAUUUGUAUGUGGAACUUAUAAGCUUGAAGAGGCAUCCAAAAAAAAAACUGGUACUAUCAAUUUAUUCUCUUUAGACAGUCAAAACAAGAUCAAAUUGGUCCAGAGUGUUCCCGAAGAUGCUGUGUUGGAUUUAAAGUGGAAUUCUUUUAUUGCUCUUGGUUCUGGAAAAAUUUUACUAGCAGCUGCAUUGUCUGGCAAGCAUGUUAGCAUAUAUCGCUUGGAUGAAAAUGGAACUGAUUUGUCUUUAAGUUUGUUCACUAGUUUUGAUCUUCCAAAAACUGACGGUGAAUCUCAUAUGAGUUUAUCAAUUGCUUGGUCACGUCCCUAUGAAAACGGAUCACAAAGUAUUGCAUUUAGCGACUCAUGUGGCUAUAUUACUUUAGUAAAUUUAAACGAUCGACUCAUACGCAGUUUCAAAGCUCAUGGUUUUGAAUCAUGGAUAGUAACUUAUAAUUAUUGGGAACCAAACAUUUUAUACACUGGUGGUGAUGAUUGUAAAUUUAAGUGUUAUGACCAACGUUUACGAUUUGACAAACCUGUAUUUGAAAAUAAAGAUCAUGAACAAGGAGUAACAACUUGCUCAUCCAACAAAAUUCGAGAAAAUAUAAUUGUCACAGGAAGUUAUGAUGAAAAUAUACGGCUGUGGGAUAUACGCAAUAUGAAGCAUAGUUAUAAUAGUGUGAAAGUUGAUGGUGGAGUUUGGAGAUUGAAAUGGGAACCCAAUAAAGAAGAAUAUCUUUUAAGUGCUUCAAUGUUUAAUGCAGCACAUAUAAUAGACACAUCAUUAGAUGUAGCUAAUAUUUGUCAAUCUUUUGGUGAAAAAAACAAUAGACUUUACUAUGGAGCCGAUUGGUGUCAUCAUGAUACCCAAUUCGAACAUGACACAAAAUCAAAAAACAAAAAAGUAAUUGCUACAUGUUCAUUUUAUGACCAUAGGUUAGAUUUAUUUUUUGUCAAUAUGAAAUUAUAA